AGUUCUGUCUUUAUUGUUAGGUAAAUCAGACGUGUAUCGGCUCAGGAAUGUAUUUCAUUGAAGUUCAUAAUUUCUUCGGUCAAAUAAUUUUUUUGUUGCAAUACAUUGGGUUUUGGCAUCGGGGAGAUGAAGCCACGGUUCGAGAGCUGGUUAUUAAGUGGUCCUAUUGCGUUUACUACUCUCUGUUUGUAGUGUCAUUAGCGAUUGGAGGAAUUAGAAGUGAAAAUGGGGAUGAGGCGAUAUUCUUAAUAGAAAUAGCGGUUAUAGUCUCAGUUUUAGCAUUUAAGCUUUGCGUUUUGAUCUGGAAGCAAAACCAAAUUGUCGUAUUGCUAAAUCGCAUUAGCAUCUUUUCAGUAAAAUACAACGAAAAUUCAACCAUUUUCAAUGACAAAAUCGAAAGUUUCAUGAAAUUUGUGAAAGUGUUUUUGAUUUCUUUUGUUGUCGCUCUUUUCUUCGAGGUAGCAGUGGCACCUUUUCUAAAUAGUGAGAAUACGUUAUUUUUCGCGAUUGCAUUCCCAUUGGACUGGAAACAGAAUAAAAUAGCAUUCUGGAUCGCAAACAUUUUUCUUUUCACUGAAGUCGGACUUUGUGUGGCGCCACUCUUGUUCGCCAUAACUGUAUGGUAUCUAAUGCUUAUUUGCUCCUUACGAUACAAAAUUUUGCAAGUAGAGUUGAGAAACUUGGGCCGAACGAGCGAUGGGGGAAGGGCUGAUGCGUCGGACAAAGCAUGGCAUAAGGCAUUUUCUCAGGAUAUAAAAUCAUCAAUCGAUCGUCACUUACUCUUGAGAGGAUUGACUGAUGAAUUGGAGGAUUUCUACACCUCUCUAUUUUUCAUUCAGUUUGGUACUGGAAGCCUUUUCAUUUGCGGAUCAAUUUAUUGUCUAGCAUUUAAUGUCAGCAACAAUUUAGUGGAAAUCCUAAUUCAAGCUUAUAUCUUGAUAUACAACAUCUCCGAAAUAUUCAUGAUCACCUAUUUCGGCAAUGAGAUUAUGUUAUCGAGUGAUAGUCUCACUUACAGCUUAUUCGAGUCGGAUUGGGUUGAUCAGCCGCGCUCAACCAAAAGAAGUGUACUAGUCUUUGCUGAAUAUUUGAAGCAACCACAUCAGCUUAUGGUUGCUAAAAUAUAUCCAUUGACUUUGAUGACGUUUACUGAGAUUGUCAGGUCUGCAUACAGUAUGUUCAACAUUUUGAAGAACAUGAAACAUUGA
This is a messenger RNA of Bradysia coprophila, 1208 nucleotides long. RefSeq names its product putative odorant receptor 71a. The record is from RefSeq and is a predicted model, not a curated record. Lineage: Eukaryota; Metazoa; Arthropoda; Insecta; Diptera; Sciaridae. Gene Ontology annotation, cellular component: plasma membrane. Gene Ontology annotation, molecular function: olfactory receptor activity; odorant binding. Gene Ontology annotation, biological process: detection of chemical stimulus involved in sensory perception of smell; sensory perception of smell.